Trichomonas vaginalis G3 is the source of this 2151-nucleotide messenger RNA. Its product is annotated as glucose-6-phosphate 1-dehydrogenase (G6PD) family. Bases 1 to 2151 code for a protein of 716 amino acids. Gene Ontology annotation, molecular function: glucose-6-phosphate dehydrogenase activity; 6-phosphogluconolactonase activity; NADP binding. The transcript has a single exon. NCBI's taxonomy places the organism in Eukaryota, Parabasalia, Trichomonadida, Trichomonadidae. Gene Ontology annotation, biological process: glucose metabolic process; pentose-phosphate shunt, oxidative branch; pentose-phosphate shunt. The record is from RefSeq and is a predicted model, not a curated record.
AUGACUUCUACCUUUUACGAACCUUUGAAAAAUAAGAAGAUAGCAGCAGUCAUCUUUGGUGCCUCAGGUGAUCUCUCAAUGAGAAUGCUUAUUCCUUCACUUGAAUCAAUCUCAUUGUACGAUCCUUUCCACGAAGGAACAAUGAUCAUCGGCGUUGCUAGGUCAAAAUUCACUGAUGAAGAACUCCAUGCUAAAAUUAAGAAAUCUGUUAUUCAAUUCUCACGUCUCCACCAGGGAUGUGAUGAUGAAAACAGCGAAACACCAUGCACAGUCCCAGAUGAGUUCUUAAAGAAGAUCAGAUAUAUCUCUGGUGGCUACGAUGACCCCAAUACUUACCAAGCCCUUAAGAAAUUGAUCGAUGAGAACCAAUUCGAAGGCGUCAUCGUUUAUUUCGCCACACCUCCUUCUCUUUUCCAUGUUAUCUCCGAUAACCUUAAGAGCAACGGCCUCACAUCAAACGCUCAGCGCUGGAUUAGAAUCAUUAUCGAAAAGCCUUUCGGCACAUCCUACAAGACAGCUCUUGAACUCAACGAUUCACUUCAUAGCAAGUUCUCCGAAGAAGAUCUUUAUCGAAUUGAUCACUAUCUCGCUAAAGAAACUGUUAUGAACAUUUUCACAUUCCGUUGGGGAAACACCAUCUGGGAACCACUUUGGAACAGAAACUAUAUCUCCCAUGUCGAAAUCACUGUCGCUGAAGCAGUUGGUGUCGAGAAUCGUAUCGGAUAUUACGAAGGCGUUUCCGUUAUCAGAGAUAUGAUCCAGAACCACCUUCUUCAGAUGCUUUCCAUUGUUGCUAUGGAGCCACCAUCCGAAAUGAACGCCAAGGCCAUCAGAGAUGAGAAAUUAAAGGUUCUCAGAGCCAUCAGAGCUGUUCAGAAGGAUGACGUCGUCCUUGGUCAAUAUAUUGGCUACAGAGAGCACGAAGGUGUCCCAGAAGAUGCUACAACACCAACAUUUGCCUUCAUCAGAUUCUUCAUUGACAACUGGAGAUGGCAGGGUGUCCCAUUCUACAUCUGCUCAGGCAAGGCUCUCAAGGAGAAGAGGUCUUCCAUCAAGUUAGUCUUCAGAGACAUUCCUCAUGCCUUAUUCGGUGAUUCGACAAUCAACAAACCUAACUACUUGGAGAUCAAGGUCCAGCCAAAGGAAGGUAUCAUCCUCAAGCAGCACGUCAAGGUCCCAGGUAUCGGCUUGAGAACAGAUGUCAUCCCAUUAUCCUUCUAUUACAAGGACAAGUUCGGAGACAAUGCUUUGGCAGGUGCCUACGAACGUGUUAUCCUCGAUGCCAUCCACGGAGAUCAAUCCUUCUUCCCACGUUCCGAUGAAAUCGAAGAAUGCUGGAAGAUUGUCGAUCCACUUCUCAAAGACAAGUACCCAGAGAUCAUUCCUUACGCCAAGAAACUCGAUAUUGGUGUCGGCAUGAUCAAGAGAAACAAGAAGAACCUCGCACAGAGAGUUGUUUUCAGAACACCAUCAGAAUUAAUUCAUUCAGUCACAGAACAAAUCACUCGUCUUAUUACAGAGGCUAUUUCUGAGAGAGGAAUCUGCAACAUCGCUCUUUCAGGAGGUCAAACACCAAAGCCAAUUUACUCAUUACUCUCUACAACACCAUACGCUGCCAGAAUUGAUUUCAGCAAAGUCCACAUCUGGUUUGUUGAUGAGCGCUGUGUUCCACCAGAGCAUAACCUCUCGAACUACCACAUGAUCAACGAAUCUCUUCUCAGAUUCAUCAAGAUUCCAGAAGAGAACAUCCACAGAAUCAGAGGCGAAAUCAACGCUGAAGAUGCAGCUAAGGAAUACUCCGACGAGAUCAUCAAACACUUUGGAACAGAGAUACCAUCAUUCGAUAUCUGCUUGCUUGGAAUGGGUAAGGAAGGACACACAGCUUCCCUCUUCCCAGGUUCACCAGCAAUCCAGGAUAAGGAAAGCCUCGUCAUCGGUGUCUUCGUUCCUCACGUUAAGAUGUUCAGAGUCACAUUCGGAAGGAAGAUCAUCAACAACUCUAGAAACAUCAUGUUCAUCAUCACUGACACGGACAAGAAUGAGAUCAUUGACUUGGUCUUCAAUGCUCCUUACGUCCCAGCGAUGAUCCCUGCCCAGGUUGUUACAGCUAAGGCUAAAGAUGGAAAGCUUUAUUGGUUCCAUGUCGUAUAA